Messenger RNA from Marchantia polymorpha subsp. ruderalis, 1013 nucleotides. NCBI's taxonomy places the organism in Eukaryota, Viridiplantae, Streptophyta, Marchantiopsida, Marchantiales, Marchantiaceae. The record is from the annotation of a GenBank genome assembly.
ACAAGGCUUGACCUCAGGAUAAUGCACCAUCGACAGAUGCCACCAAUGAAGAGCUUGCUGAUUCAUCUUCUCCACUGCACUUUAACGACAUGGACGAGCCCCUAAUAAGUUCACAAAUCAUGGAAGGCAAGAGUUUGUCACCCAACAUCAGCGAUGUAUCAUCUCACACAAACAAAAGAAGCAGCUCCUUUACUGCCAGUCUUCUCGAGGAGAUCAGAACAGAGCAAUUGUCGGCGAGACAAGAUGGAUCACGUUCAAGAAUCUAUGAGUUCAAAGCAGAAGACGGCGAGGGAAUGAAGCAACAAUCUUCAAGUAUUAAGACGUCACAAGCUUCAGCCGAAGAGACCGAUUGUCAAUCAUCAGCUCGGGCUCUGUUUCUAGCCUCUGUCAACAAAACUCUAGAUGAGAGCGCAAGGUUUGUUAGGCAGCAAAUACAAACAGGGAGUUGGAACGUCCCGCUCGAAAUUCUGGUGGAGUUCCAGACAAUGACCAAACAAGUGGUCGACGACAUUGAGAAUUCAACCAACCUUGUCUACCGAAAGGAGCUGAAGAGACUAAAAUCUCAAAUCAGCACCGUGAUUGCCGAAAGUGAUGAAACGCGAAUCAGCCUCGAGACCCAAAUAGAAAACCUUCAGAAGGAAAAGAUCAAGGCUUGCAUCGACUGUGAGCAGCUGGAAUACCAACUCAAAUUCCUUUUGCAGAACGACGAAGAAGAAGCAUCUGAAUGUCAACAUAAGAAGAAAGACGACAGGCACCAGGUUUCUUUACAAGCGAUGGAGGAAGAUUGCAUGAGGGAGUUGGAUGCUUUACACGAAGAGCUCAGAACGGAAAGGGGAAUGGUAAUAUGCGGCCUAUGCAAGACCUGUCCUAAAGAUGCAGUAAUUUUACCAUGUUUGCACUUCCUCUAUUGUAACAAAUGCUUACAUAAAAUAGUUGAGCAGAAGGGUUGCUGCCCGAGCUGCAGAGUGAAAAUAAUGCAGGUACUUCUGUGCAAUGUAUCUCUCGACAUGUGA